AGGUUUCUCUGAGGUGUGGCCUGUUAGAGCAAUCAUGGCUACUCAACACAAAAAAAGUUCGUACAAUUCUUUCUUGUCAGCUACUCCAACUAUAAAGGAGUUAACUGAGUAUGUUGAUGUUAGUACUAACUGGUACAUAGUUGGUACAAUGCUUGACUUGGAUCAGAAACGAUUAAGAAGCAUUAAAGAACGAGGUGGCUCUGACACUGACAAGAUAAUAGAGAUGUUCAAUCUAUGGCUGACCACUACUCCUACUGCUAGUAGGAAACAGGUACUGGAAACAUUGAGAAAAAAAGUAGUGGGAGAGAAUACUCUUGCUGAUGAAUAUGAAAAGCAUUUGAAGGAAUUACAUGAAGCAACUUAUACACCGCCAUCUACUGAAGCAGUUUAUGUUCUUCAAAGCAAUAUUCAAUCAUUGAAUGAAGCUCUGGUCUCUCCUGUACAAGUGUCUCAACUGUUAUACUGUAAGGGAUGUAUAAGUGAAGCUACUCUGGAUGAAAUGGAGAGGAUAGAUCAGAGCAGGUCACUGGAUGACAAGAAGACCACUCUAUUGACUGCCAUACAAGAAACAGUGUCUAGUGACUACAGGAAACUUAAAGAUAUUGCUACAGUGCUGUCUGAUGUUGAAGAAACAAGAGAUAUAGCCAAUGAAAUAAUGAGUAAUGUUGAAAACAUGCCUGAAGAGGAGGAUCAAGUGGUUCAGUUGUUUACACAAGAGAUGGGAAGUAGUGAUGAAAGUCAUGCUUCUAAUGUAUUGAGGAACAACUACAGUGCUCUCUCUCAGUCAAUUACUGAACCAGUUCGUAUGGCAAGGUUGCUUCAUGAAGAGGUUAUAUCUGAUGAGGCUCUGUCUCGUGUCAUAUCUACAAGAGGUUCUGUCUCUGACAGUAGAGCAGUUCUCCUCAAAGCUGUACGAGGUGCUGUUCACUCCAAUUACAAACACCUGGAGUUGUUUGUUACUGUAUUGAGGAAGUUCUCAAAGACUGCUCAUAUUGGUGAUGCUAUCUUUGAAGCAUACACAAAGCAUUUUAACUAUUAUGAUGAAUAUUCUGAAGAGGCUGAAAUUCAUUUGGCAGAAAUACCUGUAGAUGUAAUGUCAGAAGAAAAUUCCCAAUUAAAGUCUAUGCCUACAAGUUCAUCACUUGAUGAUAAAGAAAUCAAUGAACAUAAUGACAAUAAAAUACUUUUUCCCCGUGAUAUGAGGAAUAAGUUUAUGAAAAUGAGAAGGAAGUUUGGUUCCACGGUUCUUAAAGUCUGUCAUAAAUUUGUUUGCAGAGAAAACGUUUUGAAUAUUGAUGAAAUGAAGGAACUUAUUAGUGACUGGUUUCCUGAUCUGAAGCCUCAACUUUCUUAUAAAAAUACGGUUGGUGAAGUAUUAAAAGUACUGAAAAGAAAGUGUAGCAUCAUUGAUAUAAGUCCCCUUGAAGAUUUAGCUUCUGAAUUUGACAUAGAAGAGGCUAAGCCAAUCAUUAAGUCAUUCAAAGAGGAAGCUAAGAAUUUCUGCAAAUCGGUAUCAGUGAGUCUUUGCCUUGAUGAGAAGCUACAGGCAGUUGCUACUCCGUCUCGCCUUUUAUGUGAAACCGUUGUAUUUGUCUUCAACUGGGAUCCUGAUGAACAUACAUUGCAGGAUAUCAAUGACGUAUUGUUUGAGUUAGAGCCACUACAUAAGUGCCACAUACAGAUGGAUAAAGUUGGUACUGGUCAAUCAGUUGUAGUGGCCUGCUACUGUGCUACUGAAUACACUGGCUUACUAAUAAUGGAUGUCCUUGGUAUGAUGGAUACAUUGCAAAGGAAAGGCUUAAAGGAAUUUAUAGUGGGCAACUUUACUCUGUGGAAUGCUACUCAGGUAGUGAGUAAGAAUACAGUGGUGACAGACAUUCUAGUACAGAUUAAUGACUUAAAAGCUGCUUUAAGAGACAGAGAUGAAAAGAUAAUGGCUACUGAAACAGAGUUAGCAGCAUUCAUGGAGCUAUCAGAAAACAGAUUAAAAGAAAUAGAAGCAGUAAAGAUAGAUCUUUACAAGAGCCAACGCAUCAAUGUGCAAAAAGAAGAAGUAAUUACUGAAUUAAAAGAAAAAAUUUCAAUACUAUUCGAAGAAGUGAUAGAGAAAGAAAAUUUAUUAAAACAAUAUUUGGAAGAAACAGAUUCUGAAGAAUCAUCAUAUGAAGGAGUACCAGAAGCAGAUGAAUCACUCGAUACUAGUACAUCAAAAUCAUCAUAUGAAGAAGUACCAGAAGCAGAUGAAUCACUCAAUACUAGCACAUCAAUAGUACAAGAGGAUGGAGAGGUGGAAUGGAGUCAAGAUGGUGUACACCUUCUUAAUCCAUCAGUAGAUCAAUGUAUGGAGGUAAUCACUAAAUUGGAGGACAAGCAUGAAAUAAUGACACUCACUGACUCUUCAUCUGACAGUAUACAGUUUCUAAUACCAACUAUACUGGAAGGAAGAACAAUCAAGCGACUUGUUGUACUCUCUGCAUUCUUAACACAUGAUGAUAUCCUCUCAUUUAUAUUUCAACUAUCAACCAACAAAUCUUUAACAAUGCUACAAAUAUCUAAUGAUUCGAUCAGUGAUGAUGGAGUCGUUGCAUUGGCACAAUCACUGCAAUAUAAUGAAACACUUGAAUAUUUACAACUUCAAUACAAUCGUGGCAUCACCUCAGCCUGUGCUCAGUCAAUUGCUAAACUUUUAAAUAGUAACAAGACACUUACCUACCUUAAUCUGUAUGAUACUAACAUUGAUAGUCAUGGAGCAGUGAUACUGUCAGAAUCACUUCAGACCAAUAAUACACUAAAUUUACUCUGGCUAGACAGACAACAUAAAGAUACUUGUUCUGCUUUACCUUAUUUUGAGCAAAUUAAAAACAGAUUAAAUUUUUGGUAGACAAUAGAA
Amphimedon queenslandica is the source of this 2890-nucleotide messenger RNA. RefSeq lists its product as uncharacterized. The coding region runs from base 35 to 2881 and encodes 948 amino acids. The transcript is spliced from 11 exons. Gene Ontology annotation, molecular function: protein binding. NCBI's taxonomy places the organism in Eukaryota, Metazoa, Porifera, Demospongiae, Haplosclerida, Niphatidae. The record is from RefSeq and is a predicted model, not a curated record. Gene Ontology annotation, biological process: signal transduction.